AUGGCGACAAUCCAGCAGACCCCGGCCCUUAUGGAAGAGGAGACCAGCAGUAUCGAUACCCCCGCGUCAUCUGAGAGUGAAGUCAGCAUUGAAGAAAAGGAACGAAGAGUUCAGUUCGACGACAAGGUCAAGUUCAUCCGAUUCGAGGUGGACGCCAACAUGCGAAAGCACAAGUGGUAUCGGAAAUCCGACUACAAGAGAUUCCACCACGAAAAGAAAGAGACACUGAGACAGUUUCGUUUCGCCCAGUCCAAGUUUCAACGCAUGGAAGAGGACAUCUUUUGCCUCCGGGGCUUUGAAGCCUGUCUCUCUGUCCGAGCCGUCAAUCAAAAGUGGCUCCACCGAGUAUCGGCAGUACAGUCCGUGUUGGAAACACAAUACCACCAACGAACGCAAGGAGUCUACGAUCCCAAACGAAUCCAGUCACGCUACUGCAAGGUUACGGUCCCUUGUCGCAACCAGGCACUGGAACGAGCGGCACUGGAUGCCCGUGAAGUACAAAAGCAACAACUAGAAGCCGCCAAUCAACAGCAGCAGCAGCAGCGGGACAAUACGGAAGCGGAGUCGCUAAAGCACCAGUUCGACCGAUUGUUGAAGAUCAAGUCGGGACCCGUGCAACCCAGUUUGCGGUCAGCGACAUCCGGGCCACUGCAACUACGAAAGACAGUGCCAUCCACGGCUUAG
Molecule: messenger RNA, 684 nt
Organism: Seminavis robusta
Lineage: Eukaryota; Bacillariophyta; Bacillariophyceae; Naviculales; Naviculaceae
Source: the annotation of a GenBank genome assembly